CUUUUUUCCCCACGGAUUGUUUUUUGUGGUUUUUUUUGCUGCCGCCCCGCGUUUUGAAAAACGACGAGCUCUCGUCGUCAGCUCUCCCGAGCUGCGGAAGCUGCGGCACGACACCGGCAGGGGGAUCUGUCCCAUCCAUUCCCUCCCCUUCACAUGCACCCGGUGACGUGCCAAGGCAUGGUGUGCUCCAGCCCUGUGCUAAGAGCUCAGGGGCAAUGGAACCCCACCAAGGAAGAUGGGCCUGGCAGCAAGCCAGACCCCCUGUGGCUGGCUAACCUCACAGGCACCCACAUCGGCUUGCCCCCAAUAUCUGAGGACCCUGAGGACCGCUGCACCAUCUGGGAAAAUCUAGUGAGUCUGGUGGACUUUCAGUCCCCAGGCUUUCCCCUGACUGCUGAGGAGCUGUGUGAGUACAUCGACAUUCCCCGCACAGCCACCUCCUCCUCCACCACCAUGAUGCACCAUGCCAUGGCCGAGUCCUCUCAGCUCACAGGGAACAUCAACUACAAGACCAACCCACAUGUCAGGCCACCUUACUCCUAUGCCACCCUCAUCUGCAUGGCAAUGGAAGCCAGCAAGAAGCCCAAGAUCACCCUCUCGGCCAUCUGCAAGUGGAUCAGUGACAACUUCUGCUACUUCCAACCUGCUGAUCCCACCUGGCAGAGCUCCAUCCGGCACAACCUCUGCAUCAACAAGCGCUUCAUCAAGGUGACCCGGGAGAAGAGCGAACCAGGGAGAGGAGCAUUUUGGAAGCUCCACUCCCGAUACGCCAACCGGUUCAAGAACAGAACCUUCAAAGAGUGGAGGAUGCCACCAGUGCAGACGCAGCCAGGCUCCCCUGAAAGAGCCCAGCAAGAGGCAGGGCACAUCAUCAGCCCAGCUGCCUCAGCCUGCAGCUCCCGUAACAAUCUCGAGAUAAGCAUGGAGCUGCAGCAGCUGCUGAAAGAGUUUGAAGAGUUUGAAAACAGCCAGAACUGGAAUGCCAUGGAGAAUGAAGUGGGGCAGCAGCGCAAGCAGCCCAUGUCAACGGCCAAGAUGUCUCGACUUCCCAGCUCUGCUUCUGGGACCCAGGAAGAGCGGAGCGAGCUGACCGAGCUGAAGGGUGACACUGACUGGGAAGCUCUCCUGAGCAACCACCUGGACGAAGGAGACUUCUCUGUUCUUGGGGAUCUGGAGCUCCCACCUCCCAUCCAGCCCGUGACACUGCACCUGGACUGGACGGGACAAGGGCAGCACACAGCCUGUCCCCAAGAACAGGAGCAAGUCCUCACCAAACCUAACCACAACAACCCAGGCUUUGAUGAAACCCUCAUGGCCACAGCUUUCCUGGAGCGUGCCUGGCACAAGGAAACAAGCGAUAACCUCUCCAACUUCAUCCCCAUUGACCAGGGGGCUGAAAACAUCCAGGCCUCUUUGCCAGAGAGGGAUGUCAGAGACUGUAACUUUCCGACCUUCUAUUAA
Myiozetetes cayanensis is the source of this 1461-nucleotide messenger RNA. RefSeq names its product forkhead box protein J1-like. Bases 154 to 1461 code for a protein of 435 amino acids. Gene Ontology annotation, biological process: regulation of DNA-templated transcription. Gene Ontology annotation, molecular function: sequence-specific DNA binding; DNA-binding transcription factor activity. The transcript has 3 exons. Lineage: Eukaryota; Metazoa; Chordata; Aves; Passeriformes; Tyrannidae. The record is from RefSeq and is a predicted model, not a curated record.